Molecule: messenger RNA, 3151 nt
Organism: Cucumis sativus (cucumber)
Lineage: Eukaryota; Viridiplantae; Streptophyta; Magnoliopsida; Cucurbitales; Cucurbitaceae
Product: ABC transporter G family member 17
Exons: 3
Coding region: 841-2985 (714 amino acids)
Cellular component (GO): membrane
Molecular function (GO): ATP hydrolysis activity; ABC-type transporter activity; ATP binding
Source: RefSeq, a predicted model, not a curated record
CUCUGUUUUGUUUCAAAAUUCAUCAUUAUGUAAGGCAUAAAUUUAGUGUAUGUAGGACUAGAUGUGACAAUUUUAUAUAAUAAUGUUGGAGGUUUUCAAGAAUCAUACGAAAGUUUACAUUCUUUAUUUUGAUUUACUUCUGAACUAUUGUUUUUGUCAAAUCAAGAAAAUUAUGAUAACUUAUCAAAAAUAGGAAGUAAAUAAUGGUAACAUUUGUAAUAUAUCAUCUUGGUGUUGCCAUGUUGGCCUUAUUACAGCGUGGAGAAUAAUUUAGAUCCAAUACAAAUCAACAUCUAAACACAAGUCAAGAAGGCAAUCAUCGAUGAUUAUGAUUCCUAUCUCCAACAAAACUCUGCUCGAAAAUAUAAAAAUUCGCAAUCCAACAAUGGAUGAGACUGGGGAUCAAAUAAAUAUCCAGGUUCUUACGACACUGAUGACAGAAGCAAAACGUUGAAAUGGCAAAACUCCAAAUCCAACUGUCGUCGGGAUGUUAAUCCUAACAAGGACUCGAAUGAAAAACAGCAGGGGGCUGGUAUGCUAAAAACACAAACGCUAGGCAUAAGCCAAAAUUGGACGAAGAAAACAAGAAAGUUUUCUAGUUCUUUGUGAUCCAUACGAUCUAGUACGGAUUCUUCAAAGAAUGGAAUUGGAUAGCUUAGGAUUUUGCUCCACUUCUACGCUGAUUGUUUCCAUUUAACUCCUCUUCGGCUUCCUAAAGCCAAAAAAUUGGGAGACCCCCAAAAGAAGGGGAAAAAAAACGAACCGGAAGUCUCUCAACUCCCUUUCUGCAUGGUGUUCUAAAUUUUCUCUCUAUAAAGCUUGCUACACUAACCAGGAGAGAUGGCCAAUGGUGGUGGUUACCGGACAAAGUUUAAUGGUGGGCUUGAGUUCUUUGACCUUACUUAUACUGUGUUAAAAGACAAGGAACAUGAAGGGAAACUGGUGAAGCAAGAAGUAGAUUUGUUGCACAGGAUUUCGGGGUAUGCACCAAAAGGAAGUAUCACUGCAGUAUUAGGUCCCAGUGGGGCUGGAAAAUCUACCUUUCUGGAUGGUCUAGCAGGAAGAAUUGCAAGUGGAAGCCUGAAGGGCAGAGUUUCUUUGGAUGGCAUGGAAAUGAGCCCAGGCUUGAUUAAAAGAACUUCUGCAUAUAUCAUGCAAGAUGACAGGCUCUUCCCAAAGCUAACUGUAUAUGAGACUCUGAUGUUUGCAGCAGACUUUCGGCUUGGUCCAAUUCCAAAGAACGAAAAAAAGCAACGAGUGGAAAACAUGAUUGAGCAACUUGGCUUAUCUUCAGCUCGAAACACCUAUAUUGGAGAUGAAGGAACAAGAGGGGUGUCUGGCGGCGAACGUAGAAGAGUAUCGAUUGGGGUGGACAUCAUCCAUGGGCCAUCAGUGCUCUUCCUUGAUGAGCCUACUUCAGGACUAGACUCAACCAGUGCGUAUAGUGUCAUUGAAAAGGUUCAUAACAUAGCGAGCACUGGCAGCACUGUGGUCCUUACAAUUCACCAGCCAUCAUCACGAAUCCUAUCAUUCUUAGACCAUCUCAUCAUCCUUGCUCGAGGACAGCUUAUGUUUCAAGGGCCAUCAAAGGAUGUUAAUCACCAUCUCACUGUAAUGGGACGAAAAGUGCCUCAAGGGGAAAGUCCAAUUGAAUAUCUAAUGGAUGUUAUUCGAGCAUAUGAUCAGUCUGAAUUUGGAGUGGAGGCACUAGCUGAGUUUGCUAGGACAGGAACGAAUCCACCCCACUUGACUGAUGAAGAGAUUUCACUAUCUACUAUACAAUCCUCGCCGGUUUCAUCCUCUCACUCUGGCAACUUUGUAACUGGAAAACGACUCCAUUUGCAAACUAAUACUCGCGCUUUAAAUGAUUUUAACCAUAGUUUGAGAAGCCCUUAUAACACAUCAAGAUCAUGGAGUGCGAGUAAUAGUGUGGUUAUGCAGGCAUCGAGGCUGCAACAUAGACAACAAGAUGGAACAAAAAAUCGUAAUCAAAUGAGUAAUUCUUCGGCCUCUUAUGCAUACUCAUUUGAUGUUCUUAAUGGCACACCAACACCUCAUAGCAGUGAUUACACAGUGAAUGAAAAUGACUACCUGACUUCAAAUAUCGGUUCAAAAUCUGUUCCCAUACAUAAUAACAUGGGAAAAAAGAUUUCGAACUCGUUCUUCUCUGAGACCUGGAUUCUUAUGCGUAGAAACUUCAAGAACAUCUCACGAACACCCGAGCUGUUCCUCUCAAGGUUGAUGGUCCUGACAGUGAUGGGAUUUAUGAUGGCUACAAUGUUCUUGAAACCUAAAGAGAAUACCCAAGGAAUUACAGACCGUCUCAGCUUCUUCAUCUUUACCGUCUGUCUCUUCUUUUUCUCUUCCAAUGAUGCUGUCCCAGCAUUCAUACAAGAACGUUUCAUUUUCAUCCGUGAAACUUCCCACAAUGCCUACAGAGCAUCAUCUUACACCAUAGCUGGUUUGAUUACUCACCUGCCUUUUCUUGGCCUGCAAGCUCUGGUUUAUGCUUUGAUAGUUUGGUUCGCUUUGAAACUUCGGGGAUCUUUCAUAUAUUUUCUGAUAGUCCUCUACAUGUCCCUGCUUUCAACAAACUCAUUCGUUGUAUUCAUUAGCUCAGUAGUACCAAACUAUAUCUUGGGUUAUGCAGCUGUGAUUGCUUUCACUGCCCUCUUUUUCUUGUUUUGUGGGUACUUCUUAAACAGCCACGACAUUCCUCCAUACUGGAAGUGGAUGAACAAGAUUUCCACGAUGACAUAUCCAUAUGAAGGGCUGCUGAUGAAUGAGUAUCAAACUUCCAUUCCAUUCGGGAAGCAAUCAAAUGGAACUGAUAUUUCUGGUAUCAACAUAUUGGAAAGUCUUCACAUCAGUACCGAUUCAGAUAAAAAGUGGGAAAAUGUGGCUGUGAUGUUUGCUUGGGCCGUGCUUUAUAGGAUACUAUUCUACCUAAUUCUUCGUUUUGCAUCCAAGAACCAGAGGAAGUGAAGAACCAAGGAUAUGCUCAUACAUUUGUUCUUAUAUUAGAUUGCUGAUUUAAUUCAGAGUGAAAUUUGCUUUCAUUUUCCUUCUUUUUUUCUUGUAUUGGAAAACCAAGUUCUACUUACGUCAGUGAAACUGCAGUAAAAAAUGACUUUCAAUUUCCUGGGAGAAA